AUGGGUUUGCGCGCUGACGUGCUGUAUGAUUGUGGUUCAACUCCAUCUUGUGCACAACGUGCCAACGGCGUCGGGUGGUACUUCUCCACAAGCUAUUGUUGGGGAUUUGCAAAUGGAACCGAUACGGUUAACCGAAAUACAUGUGAUGUAUCGGCAACGAAUACUAAUCUACGUAUGUGCUGGCAUACGCAAUCACAAACCGGUUGGUCGUGUGGCUCUACACAAGGCCUGUUUGGUUCUACUUCAUGGCAGCGUGUUAUAUGGCAUGCCGAUUAG
This is a messenger RNA of Didymodactylos carnosus, 276 nucleotides long. The record is from the annotation of a GenBank genome assembly. Lineage: Eukaryota; Metazoa; Rotifera; Eurotatoria; Philodinida; Philodinidae.